Molecule: messenger RNA, 1998 nt
Organism: Linum tenue
Lineage: Eukaryota; Viridiplantae; Streptophyta; Magnoliopsida; Malpighiales; Linaceae
Source: the annotation of a GenBank genome assembly
AUGUAUCUAAAAGAAGGGCGUUCAUUGUUAUUGAGCUUGAGAAACAGCAAGAAAUCACUCCCCUUCGUUCUCAACACGAACCCACAUCUUAAUCUCGAUCCCCAAUACGAAAGAAGCCAUCCUCUUCUCAAAGAGUCCCAGGUAUUGACGAGGUUAGAGAAUGAGCCCAGCAUUUCAAUAGCUCUAGACUACUUCAAGUCGAUUGCCAAUUCAAAAGCCUUCAGACAUACUGCGCUAACGUACAGAACCAUGAUUCGGAGGCUGGGUGAUGAAGGCAAUGUUGAUGGCAUUCAGUAUCUUCUUCAUCAGAUGAAAUUAGAAGGACUUCAUUGUAAUCCCGACUUGUUUGUGAACGUGAUGAACAGUUUUGUGAAAGUGGGUUUAUCUGAACAGGCGUUGAAGUUGUUCUACAGGAUCGAUGAAUUUGGUUGCAAGCCGACUGUCAAGAUGUAUAAUCUCCUUUUGGAUGCAUUGCUUAGUGAGAAUAGGUUUGAGAUGGUCAGUUCCACAUACAGGAUUAUGAAGGCAGAUAGAGUGGAACCAAAUGUUUAUACUUACAACAUUCUCUUGAAGGCUAUGUGUAAGAAUAAUCGGGUGGAUGCUGCUCGGAAGUUGCUCUUGCAAAUGCCGGAUAAGGGUUGUGACCCUGAUGUUGUUAGCUAUACUACUGUAAUAUCAUGUAUGUGUAAUCUUGGGAAUGUGGAUGAAGCUAAAGAGCUUUCAACUAGAUUUCAACCUUCCGUGCCUAUGUAUAAUGCUCUGAUCAAUGGCUUCUGUAAGGAGGAAAGAAUUCAGGAGGCGAUGAAGUUGUUAAACCAAAUGGUGGAGGAUGGAGUUCCCCCAAAUGUCAUAACUUACUCGACAGUUAUAAGCUCACUUGCAGACAGAGGGAAUGUUGAGCUAGCUCUAGCUGUGUUUUGUAAGAUGUUUGUACGGAAUUGUACCCCGAAUCUCCAUACAUUUUCUUCAUUGAUUAAGGGGUAUUUUGCUUACGGGAGAUGUCAUGGAGCACUCGCUGUUUGGAAUCAGAUGAUUAGUGAAGGAUUUGAGCCUAACUUUGUAGUGUACAACACACUUCUCCAUGGUCUCGCCUCCCGUGGAAGGAUGGAAGAAGCCAUAUCGGUGUUCAACACAAUGGGGAAAUAUGGAUGGUCGGCCAACAUUACUACCUAUGGAACUCUCAUCGAUGGCUUUGCUAAAUCGGGCGAUCUUAUUGGCUCAUCCGAGACAUGGAACAGGAUGAUCAACUCGGGUUGUGUUCCUAAUGUUGUUGUCUAUACUUCGAUGGUGGAUGCUCUCUGUAGAAACUCCAUGUUCAACGAAGCACAUUGCCUUAUAGAAAGCAUGGCAGCUGAGAACUGCCUUCCAAACACAGUCACAUUCAAUGUGUUCAUCAAACAUUUGGCUUGCAGAGGAAGGACAGAAUGGGCUGUGAGGGUCCUCGAUGGAAUGGGGCGAUACGGGUGCUCGCCUAAUGCCACAACUUACAAUGAACUGCUUGUAGGUGUUCUCAAAUCAGAAGGAGUAAAACAAGGUAUCGAUCUUUUUAAAGAGAUGGAAGAAAGGGGGAUUAUGCCGAACUUACUCACUUAUAACUCCAUUUUGCAUUCGGUUUCUCGUGCUGGAAUGGUUGAUAUCGCUCUGCAGCUUGUUGGGAAGAUGGUGGUUUUAGGCAUGAAGCCCGAUGCUUUUACAUUUAAUAUGGUCAUUGAUGCUUAUUCUAGGCAAGGGAAGGUUGACACCGCAAUCCGGGUAAUGGAAGGAUUGAGUUCCGGAGGUAAGUGGUCUCCUGACAGUGUUGCUUACACUAACAUUCUAUGGGGGAUCUGUAAUGAGUUCGGGGUAGAGAAGGCCAGCUCUGGUUUGGAAAAGAUGGUUGAAAGUGGCGUCUUCCCUAAUGUCGCCACGUGGAAUGUCUUGGUCAGGGGAUUGUUCACUAGCUUAGAUCAUGUAGGAUCAGUUUCUUUGUUUGGUGAUAUCAUAUCUGAUAAUGGCUAG